AUGGACGACAGCCUGCACCCUCAAGAUGAAGUCCUACGUCAUUCCCUAGAAGACCCCGAAGGCUUUUGGGCGCACCAGGCAGAGCACCUGCACUGGCACAAGAAGCCCUCGACGACAUUGAAAGUGACAAAGAAAACGCUCAAGAGCGGUGUCACUCACGACUCAUGGGAAUGGUUUCCAGACGGCGAGAUCUCGACGUGCUUUAACUGUGUCGACCGCCACGUCCACGAUGGCAAGGGUGACGCGCCCGCUAUCUUUUACGAUAGCCCCAUCACUGGCACAAAGCAGACGCUCACGUAUAAGCAAUUGCUGGACGAGGUUGAGGUGUUUGCCGGGGCACUGAGGGAAGAGGGCGUAAAAAAGGGCGAUGUUGUUUUGAUAUACAUGCCAAUGAUCCCCGCGGCCUUAAUAGGCAUCCUCGCCGUCAGCCGCCUGGGUGCAAUUCACGCCGUAGUUUUUGGUGGUUUUGCCCCUAAUGCUCUCGCCCAGCGCAUGGAAGCAUCCCAGCCCGUUGCCAUCCUGACAGCUUCCUGCGGCAUUGAUGGUAACAAGCCCCCCAUGAGCUACAAGCCUCUCGUGGAAGAGGCAUGCCAGAUUUCCAGUCACAAGCCCGAGAAAGUGAUUGUCUGGCAGCGCGAGCAGAUCCGGUGGCACCCUAUCAAGAGGAACGACGGCGAACGCAACUGGCAGAGCAUCGUCAAGAGUUGUCGUGCAAGGGGGAUCAGGGCUGAGUGUGUACCAGUCAAGUCGACAGAUCCGAUUUACAUCAUUCAUACCUCGGGGACGACGGGGUCGCCGAAGGGAGUGUUGAGGGACGCUGCUGGGCAUGCCGUCGGGUUGCAUCUUUCUAUCAGUUACUUAUUCAAUAUUCAUGGCCCGGGUUGCGUAUCUUUUACAGCGUCUGAUAUCGGAUGGGUUGUCGGACAUAGCUACAUUGCAUAUGCUCCCCUCUUUACAGGCGCAGCAACGGUUCUCUACGAGGGCAAGCCUGUUGGAACGCCAGAUGCGUCAGCGUUCUGGCGAAUCGUAGAGGAGUACAAGGUGAAUACUAUGUUCACCGCACCAACCGCUCUUCGCGCCAUUAAGCGCGAUGACCCGGAAAAUAAAUUCUUUAAGCAAGUAGGAGAACGCGGCGGCCUGCGAACUCUCAAGGCUCUCUUUCUGGCAGGAGAACGGUCCGAACCGGCCAUCAUUACCAUGUACCAGGAGCUUCUGGAGAAAUACGGCGCCAUCGACGCCCACGUGGUGGACAACUGGUGGUCGACAGAAGCCGGUUCGCCAAUCACGGGGAGAGCUCUAGUGCCACAUGCCGGCAAGGACCGUAAUACAGACGUCCGCGACCAUCCUCCGCCUAAGAUAAAGCCAGGCAGUGCUGGCAAGGCGAUGCCCGGUUUCGAUGUACGGAUCGUGGAUGACAGUGGCAAUGAGGUACCUGGAGGGACGAUGGGAAACAUCGUCCUGGGGCUGCCGCUUGCACCUACGGCUUUUAGGACUCUGUGGCAAGAUGAAGAGAGAUUUUACAAGGGGUAUCUGAAACGUUUUGAUGGAAAGUGGCUAGACACAGGCGAUGCAGGCUAUGUCGAUGCGGAAGGUUAUGUCAACGUCAUGUCUCGCAACGACGACGUCCUGAACGUCAGCGCUCACCGUCUCUCGAGCGGCGGGCUUGAACAAGCCAUUACAUCACACCCGCUCGUCGCGGAAGCCUGCGUGGUGGGCAUCCCUGAUGCCCUCAAGGGCCAGCUUCCCUUUGCCUUCAUCACGCUCUCAACGCCUGAGCACCCAUCGUCUGCUGUACCUGACAAGAAGCUCACCGACGAGAUACAGACGCUCAUAAGGUCGCAGGUCGGCGCCAUCGCGACCCUGGGCGGGCUGAUCCAGGGGAAGGGCAUGAUUCCCAAGACACGCAGCGGCAAGACUCUGCGGCGUGUGCUGAGAGAGCUACUGGAGAACGCGGUGCAUGGCGAUUUCGACAAAGAGGUACAGGUGCCAAGUACCGUUGAGGAUGCCGGUGCUGUGGAGAUUGCGAGGAUCAAAAUCAAGGAGUACUGGGAGGUUAAAGGGGACAGUCAUAAGAGUACGGAGGCCAGGGCGAAGCUGUAG
This is a messenger RNA of Colletotrichum truncatum, 2100 nucleotides long. RefSeq names its product AMP-binding enzyme. The record is from RefSeq and is a predicted model, not a curated record. Gene Ontology annotation, molecular function: propionate-CoA ligase activity. Lineage: Eukaryota; Fungi; Ascomycota; Sordariomycetes; Glomerellales; Glomerellaceae.